Molecule: messenger RNA, 849 nt
Organism: Rhinocladiella mackenziei CBS 650.93
Lineage: Eukaryota; Fungi; Ascomycota; Eurotiomycetes; Chaetothyriales; Herpotrichiellaceae
Exons: 2
Coding region: 1-849 (282 amino acids)
Source: RefSeq, a predicted model, not a curated record
AUGGCCAAAAACAGUCGAUUACUCUCCUCAGCAGCCCGUCAACAGAUACAUUUCUUCGGCCAAUUAAGCAGAAAAUCUCGUCGCUGGAAAGUCCAUGAAGGCCUGAUCUGUUGGUACUCAGAGUACUUUCGAAAUGGCACAGUGCCUCGGACUACUCCUGGCGACAGUAUGAAUACUGCACCGGGGACGACUACUAUUUUUACUGCCACCGGAUUUCAGGAAUCGCGAACAGGAAGAUUCGAUUUGGCCAACGAAAACCCGGCUGCAUUUGAGCUUUUUCUCGACUGGCUAUACAGUAAUAACAAAGACGCUUUAGAUUUCUCGGUGGCUGGGACAUCAGAUACUGACGACAAGGCAUGGAAGGUCUUCGCCGUAAAAGCCUCCAUGAUAGCUGACAAGUUUUUGGUGGCCGAUUUUGCAAAAUUUGCGUUGGGAAAAGUCAUUCAAUAUGCCAGUCUUCUGGAUGUCUUUGACAUGGAGACUGUCUACGAAGAGGUGCCAGCCGGUACACCAAUAAGGCUGUUCGCGGCACGAUGGGUGCGAUUUCGACUCAGUCAACGGCCGAAUCUAUGGGAGUCGUCGCAUAGUCGGCAGUUUCAGAAAGAUCGAAGACGUCGUGAGCCUGCACGCGGUAGUGAUAUUGGCCAUGCAGUGCUUGAUCCUCGCAGCUUCGAAAUCGUGCAUUGGUUCAACGAAUGUGGUAGAACAGGGGCUGCUUGUGGUCACGCGACGAUACCAGUGCCAGCGCCGGUAUCGGCAAGAUCUAGUAAAACGACGACUGGAAAGGCUAAGAAGGAGGAUCUCGAUCGCGUAUGGCAGAAACGAAAACAGACACGACAGCCGGUCUAG